AAAAUAGACACAAUCAGACGCGUAAACAGAGUGGCCCUCUUAACAGAUCGCAGUCUGAGCGGAGAUCGAUUCGACAACAUACAAAAUGAGGAUCACUUUCUUCAGAAUUUCAUUUUCCUUUGGUAAGUUAAUUCACCUUUUCAGUCGAUUUUCAGAUUAUUAAUGGUGUUUUGUGGUUUGGGUGCAAAGCAUUUACAGAUGGGCAUGUAAUUUAAACAGAGGCUACUAGUGCGCAAGAAAAUAAACCGGACCUUACAGACAAUUUUUUCUGUGUGAUAUGUGUUUCACUGAUGCUUUUGGCUUCUUUUCAGUAUUUUCGGUGUUCAGUUAUUUGCGAUGGCUUCGCUUCUAAUUUUUCUAUCGAGCCUUAACUCUUCUUUAGCAGAUUUAUGUACAUUGUUCGUCGCCCUGGAGCGAUGAGGUUGUGUGUUUCCCUAACUCGCUCGGUUGCCUAAUUCGUUCACAGAGUUGGCAGAGGGACUUUAGUUGAUCCACUGGCAUUUUAAAAUUUCAAUUUCUUGUUAAAAUAUUCCUUCAGAACUUUUGUUAAAAGCACCCGCGAGAUCGCUAAUUUGAGUAAUUUUCGAUCAGCUAUUUCUAGGAAACGAGUCUUAAUUAAAAUAGAAUGUCUGAACAAUCAUUCACGCGUUUUAACUUCACUCCCCCUUAUUUUAAUUCAGUCUGAAAUGUAUUAUAUACGAAGAAAACUGUUUAUAUGGUAUUGUCUCGGAUCUUUAAAUUGUUGGUCAAAUUAACUGAAAUAAAGGUACCUUUGGAAGGCAUAGAGUGUUUUAUUCCAAGAAUCCUAAUUCGUCAUGUCUUUCCACGAAACAUGCGAUAGCGAUGACUGCACAAGUAAUUCAGAGAAACAUUUACAGCAGUUUUCCUUUGAUAGCCUCCCUGGAAAUGAGCAGUAUUUGUAUCAUUUUUCUCGUUCUAGAACGUCGAGAUUGCAUGUGCGCGCUCAGUUGCGUAUUUCGAUCACCAACUUGGCUUGGUGACUUUCGUUGAUCCACCAGCAUUUUAAAAUUUCACUCUCUUGUGGAUAUGUGUAUUCAGAUUUUUUUUUAAGACACUCAAGAGAUUGCCAAUUAGAAUAAUAUCUAUCCUCUCUCAUCGGCUAGCGAUUUCUAAGAAACGAGUAAAUCGCAUGUCUGGAAAAUCCUGUCUCACUUUCUACUUCACUCCAGUUUAUUUACAUCGGCAUGCAACUUAUUAUGAAGAAAAUAGAGUGUUUUGAUGACAUUUUCUCGGUUCUAUAAACUGUAGGUAAAAUUAACUGAAGUAAAGGUACCUCCAAGAAUCCUAGAGCGUCAUCUCUUUCCGCGAAGUGCACUAUAGCUCUUUGCAUUAUGACUGCAAAACAAUUCAAAGAAACAUAAAGAGUAGAUUCCUUAAAUAGCUUCCCAGGAAAUAAGAUUUUAUGAAAAUAGUGGCUUCAUAAUAUUUCAAGGAAGAAUUUUUGUUCAAGAAAGGCUUGCUUCCAGAGCCCAUCAAGAGACUGCAGCGAGGGCAGACGAGCUAUGUUUAAAUUGUUAUUGUGCCCACGAAACCUGAUGUCACUUGACUAACAAGAUAUAUUCACACAACACGCUUUCCGUGGGUUGUUGAGUUAGUAUGAGUUCUUUUGGAAAGGAAAUCUAAACAAGUGUUUUCUCUGGAUAAAUAAUUUAUUGAGGCCUAUCGAAGGACUAUAAAAAGUAAAAUGAAAUCAGUGCUUAGGGGAGAGCCUUGAGUGUUUACAUUUCGCAGAAAAAAGGAAAAAAAAACGUCGAACCCCAAGGGAACAACAAAGUCACGAAAUGCAAACACGAUAUUUAAAACAAUAACCUGGAAUGCUAAUUUAGGGUCAUAAAAAACAGUCGUGAUACGGCGUUAGACUGAUAAUCCAACGAGUCGACGAUAUUAUUCAUCAGAAAGACAAUCAUCGCCAUCGCCUGGGAGUCUGGCAGGAAAAGAGUAAAUUUUUUCAAUUAUGUCAAAUAAUCCAUAAGUGCAACGGGUUUUUAAGGUCAUAUUUUAAAUGACCCAUCGUUUGAAAUUCAGUUUUUAUUGUUUAGUUUCAUAAUCCACAGGAAAUUAAACGACAGUUUGAUCAAUGGCUUCUUGAGGCCACCUGAUAAAUAUGAAUGUACCGAUUAAUAUAUAGAUUUAGCCUAAAAGCGGAGCUCUUAUUAGUUUAUUUUCCAGCCCUACAUUACACUGAAUAAAAACUGUAAUAAACGUAUCUACUGGCAAGUCUUUGUAUUACAUUUCAACCCAACCAUUUCCUCAGUAUAUAAACACUAUUACAAUUUAAUUAGCCAGGGAAAUGGAAAACUUGUGACACAUACACCAUGUUUGAAAUGCCAUGACCAUAGAGGAGGAGGAUGUAUGUGGGAAUAGGCCCUCUUGUCUGUAUCAUUAAUUUGCUAAUCACUCCUGUUGGCAAUGUUUUGAUGAGGUUGGGCUAUCAAGGCAAAGGAACUGAGGAUUUUAGAUGUACAAUGGCAAGAUGUACAAUGACAGGUUCAAGAAAUUUUCACAACUAACUUUCAAGGUUAGCCUACCUGGAACAAUCAUCUUGAACUGAUGAUGCCCAACAGAACUAUCUGUAGUAAGAGGGCAGGCUUUACUUUCUUCAUUUAAAGAAAUAAUGAUGCUAUCAUUUUUCUACAAGCUCAGUGGAAAGUGAGAGUGAAUGAGACUGAUAGUGUCUUUGUUACUUAAAUAAAAAAUUCAAUAUCCAGAGCCAGGAUAAAAAGUCAGACACGGUCUGCAAAACUCUCUUACAUUAAUUUUUUUUUAACCAAUUAAGCUAAUGCCUUACAUUCUUGCUUAAUGUGGAUGCCAAUUACUGGUAGUUUAACUUUUAUGCAUCAAUAUACAAAAAAAUGUUCUCUUCAUCUAUGUGCCCUGAACAUUACAGGGGAGGAGGCAGGUUAAACUAAACACAUGAAUUAAAAUAAGAGGGCCCCCAUUAAUUUCAGUCCUAAUUAAAGGAGGAUGCUUGUUUUUCCAGAUUCCCACCCUUUUAUACUCACAUAUCUUGUGACCAAUUCCUUAUUUCAAUGUUCAGUUUGGGUAGGACCAUCAGUAAGAAACACCAUGCAUUAAUGAAAGCUUGAGGUACACUACUAGUGUAUUUAAUGCAAUCUGAAUAAUAAUAUUACAUGUUACAGUAUGGUAACUUACACAGAACAAUUAUAUAAUCACACAAUUCCAAACAAAGGAAGUCAGGUUAUUGACUUGCCUGCUUCAACUUUUGAGGGCUUAUGGUACAGAGAAUAGACAUAGUAAACAGCUACAAUUGAUACAAAGUUGAAAGUUUGAAGGCUAAAAGAUAUACAUGACAAUCAUCAGACCCUAUGCAUCCUAGCAAAAGAAGGGUCAUUUACCACCAUACCUUCUCCCAAAUGUUCAUGCUUACAGGAAAUCAUUUAUUUUUGUCUUUAGGUGGUACUGUAUUUACAAUAGUUCUGCCAUCAGAAAUUCAUUUUCUAAAGUUAUCUCAUAGCACAUGACUGUACAGGUCAAGUGGAAGGUUCCUGCAUGGGACUUAAAUAUUUCAAUUACCUCAGCAAACUGUAAUCAUCAGAAUUGCAAGCCAUGGUGUAUUUACCAAGUGCUCAAGUUUCCAAAUUAGUUACCUAAUUCUUACAGUGGAGUUCAGUCCUUUUUAGGCUAUGAAAUCAUCAAAUGUUACUCACAUAUUCAAAUAAUUACCUGAAUCAAACGUUAUAAUUUAUUUUUAAUAACCUGCUACCUUUAAUUGUGAUCCAGGAAUAGUAAAUGGUAUUGAAUUAGAAAGGAAAAGUGUUCUUGAAACAUUCCACAUUAAAUGAAAUUUUGUUAUGAAUGUUAAUUGUGAUUGCAACAAAAACAUCUGUGAAGCCAUAACAAUUACCUUUCCAAGUAAACAAACCAUAAUGAUGCAUGAUAUGAAUAAAUUUAAUCUCACCCAGUCUGAAUGUAGAAUCCAAAAUCUAAUUAACUUACUGGUGAAUAGGAAAAAGCUCAAUGUGUUUUUCCUGCCUCUGUCAUUCUAAAUAUCAUAAAUCAAUCAAUCAGUGUGAUUUUUUUGAUGAUAUGUGCUUUUUCUUAUGAACGGCUUUUUUAAGUACCUAUUUUUUACCAGCGGACAUCUGAGAAGAAUGAAGUGUACACUGGCAAUUUGACACAAUGCAGGCAAACCCUACAACUGAUUAACCCUUUAACUCCCAUGAGUGACCAAGGCAGAAUUUCUCCUAACAGUAUCAAUACAAUAUCAAUCAGAUAAGUGAUGAGAAUAAAGAAAAAUAUAACCUUGAGAAUGAUUAGUUGAUCCAAUACUAAAUUCUUAGAACUAACAUUAUAAGAAUUGUAUAGUUGACAGUAAGGAGAAUUACAAAUUUGAACUGGGAGUUAAAGGGUUAAAUUUUAUUUGAUCAAAAACAUGAAUGACGAUAGAGGAAAUUAGCUAGCACAAUUCAAGUUUCCCCUCUUUAAGUAUUCUGUGAUGUUUUUCUAUCACAUGGUAAAGUUUACAGUUUCCCUCUUUUAAAUAUCUUCUGUUCACUUGUUUGUUUGCUUUCCUAACAAUCUUAGCUAUUGUUUCCAACAAACGCGAGGAGCAUAUACAUGAAAAUGUGUACAGCUAAUAACACUUUAAUCCCUGAGAGUGACUAGCAUCUAAUUUCUCCAUUCAAUAUCACCUGAGUCACACAUUAGGGUCAUGAGAAUAAAGGAAAUAAUAAUCAACUGAAGAAUCUCUUGAUUGUUAAACAAAUUCUCCCUGCCAGCACAUAAGGAAAUAUAUAGAGAACAGUUUGGAGAAUAUGCACUCUGAUAUUGGGGUGUAAAGGGUUAAAGACAUCAUGUAAUCAGUUAUAUGUAUGUAGAGUACUGCUUGUAUAUGAUUGCAUUAAGUACAAUUUAUAAUGCCAAGUAAACAUCAUUCUGUGGUCUUCUACUCUUCCACCCUGGAGAUUGCCUUGUGUAACAAAAAAAAAAACCUUUUUAAAGACACUCUACAAUGGUAGGUACACACAACUGACAUGUAUGAGUGAUGCAUGUCAAGCAUUUAGGUGUGAUUGUCAAUUUGUCUUUUAUUAUUUGCAAACAGCUUACUUCUAUCAGCUUUAAAAACUUCUGUACUUCUGUAUCCCCACUUUCAAAGGAAAGCAUUUCCCAUGAAAAUUUAAGCAUUAAAGACAUAAGUGUUUCAUAUCGUCAGAUUCUCAUCACAUUCUUUUGUUACCGGUACAUUUGAAAGCAUAAGAAUAUUUUAAUCAUUACAAUAUGUUGAAAUCCCUCAUUUUAACCCUUUAACUCCCAUAAGUGACCAAGAAAGAAUAUCUCCUUACAAUAUCAAAAUAAUAUCAAGCAGACAAGUUAUGAGAAUAAAGAAAAGUAUCAGUUAGGGGAUUAUAAGAUGAUCCAAUAAUAAAUCCUCCAAACUAACAUCACAAGAACUGUAUAGGAGAUUAAGUAACGAGAAUUACUAAUGAGAUAUUGGGAGUUAAAGGGUUAAGUCCCACUGUUAACCUAGACAGAAUUUCUCUUUACACUUUAAGUAUGACAUAACACAGACAAGCAACAAGAAUUAAGACAAAUAUCAAUUUGGGGAUUAUUGGUUGAUCCAGUUCCAAAUUCUCAAAUUUAACAUCACAUAAAUUGUAUGGCAGACAGUAAGGAAGAUUACUCAUGAACUUUUGGGAGUUAAAGGGUUAAGACACACAUGAUAAUUAUUUGUAACAGAAAGACAGCAAAUAAAUAUAACAGUAUACUCCAAUAAAGUGUUCUUAUGUAGAAUGAAUUUUCAAACUCAUUGAAAUUAAGUUGACUUCAUAAUUCAUAUUCUAGUUAAAGAAAUGUGCAAUAUCUCUUUACAAGGAUGAAAAGGGAAUGUCAUUUAUGAAUUUUGAAAUAGUAAACGCUAAAAACAAAAAGAUGGACUUUAAAAAACUACUAAAUAUAGCAUAUCUAUUCACGGAGGUUUUAAUCAUUAGCUGUCACACAGAGAUAUAAAAUAGCGUUUCUGAAAAAACCCAGGGCAAUGAAAUUGAAGAUUCAGGAGGAGCAUAUGAUUUUAACUUGUGUACUGAUGUUCUCACCUGAACUCCAUCUGGAAUGAGAACUCUGCAGGCCUCUGUUUUAUCUUGAAUUCAAACAAAAUAUUCAAUUAUUUGCAGGCAGGUUAAGGAGGAAAUUAAAGGAUGGAUACAUGUUACAUAAAAAGAAACCCCUUACAAUAAAAUAAAGCAGAAGCAUCUUGCCUACAUGUCUAUGCUUCUGAAUACAGCUAUAAAAGGUAUAUUUUAAGUAAUUAUCUACAUAUGUUAACCGAGUGCAAUAUAUGGUCAUAAAAGCAAUUUUAUUCUAAUCUUCCUACUUGAGAGGUGUUUUGUGUAUCAAAUAUAUCAAGUUCAGUACCUCCAGAGUCACAAGCCGAGCUUUUGGGGCAACAAAAUAAUAAAAUAAUCAUCGAGUUAUGUCAGGCCAAGAUGAACAACUAUUUCAGUUACCAAGCCGCAAAAAUCUGGAACUCAGUUGAACCCGAUGUAAGAAAAGGAAACCUAUCCAACCCUGCGACGUCGAUUAAGAAUAAAUCAUUUUAAUUCCUUUUUUUUUGUUUUUUUUUUUCAAUCUCGUAUACUAGAAUCAGCUUGAAUUUAUUCCAUUCUUACAGUAAUUUGUACUCGCCUCAAUCCUUAUAAAUUGACAUUUGCAAUUGUAUAUGUUAGCCUUUUCUUGAUAAACCUAGUUGUUGUACACAUUUAAUAUAUUUUUAAUUCUCUAUUAAUUCUCUAUUCUCUCGUUUAGGGUUAUUUUAGGUUAGCACGUACGUAUUUUGAACGAGCGUUCCAGCUCACUAGACGCUAUAAAAAUCUGUUCUCUAGAGCAAAUUUGAUGUCAAACUCGCGGUGUUUUUCAUAGCUUAGUCAAGUAUUAAGGUGAAAAUGAUUCAAAAAGGCCAAAUUUCCCCACUCGUAUUUAGUUAUUUUAAGUACUAAAGGCAAUGACUGUAGUUUGAUGACUUUCGUAAGACGUGGUUCAGUUAAAAAGAGCAAGGGAGGCACUUGAAAAGAACCGUUUAAUUCGAUUCUGUCUCUUUUCUAUUCUUCGCUUUCGCUGUCUGUUAGUCUGUUUCGAAAUCGUAGUGUAUGAAGUCUUCAUCACCGUUUUCUUCUCUAAUGCCACUUUUUUCCCUCACCGUCUCGUCUUCGGGUCUAAUCGAGAGCAUUUUAAAUGUCGCAGGACUUGGAGGACUGCACUGUCGACUCUGCUGGAAUUUUCUUCCAUGUUCAAACUGUUCCUUACUGCAAAACGGGAAGAGAAGCCGCAAGGAAUCAAAGCAACAUCGACCUUUCGUCGCGCUAGCAAAUCUUACACGGGUUCGGUCAGGUGGCCGCGGAAGGAUUCCCACACUGAAAGCGCUUCUCCUCUACUGAAAACCUCAUAUUCUUGAAAAUCCGCUCUAAGCACCUAAGAAAGAAAAUGAAAUUUACAUCAGAGUUGUUGCAAAAGCUGAUAUAUACGAAAGUUCUAUAAAAAGUACGGCUAUUUUUAAGAACCCGGAACUCUGAUACGAUUGAAAAUAUCGUCACGCUGUAAAGCACAUGUACAGUAACGUGAGAGCAACUUUUAACUCUUUGCCAUCUCCUCUCAAAGUACGUGACGUACCCUUGGCUUAAAUGAGCAGAUGAGAGUUCAAGACUUGUUCGAAAGUCAGAUAAAUUUCGAUAUCUUGAGAUUUAACGAUUUCUCCCUUAAAUACGUGACGCGUUGGCAUACGUGACGCGUGAUUUUUUUAGGAUACUUGUAUGAAACGACAUAGAGAAACUCUCGAGAAAAAUUUGACAAAUUGGCCCGAAGCCUGUUCAAUAUGGAAAUGUUGCACGGAGAUUGGAAGCUAGGAAACCGCUGAAAGCCGUUGCAAGAGGAUCCAUUUUGAACACUGGUCAAUUCUAGCAGCAGGGGGUAGGGAGAAUUCGAGAAAGUUAUAGAAACCCUUAUUUAUUUAUUUAUUUAUUUAUUUAUUGCUUUUAAUUUUAUACAGUUUUUCUCGUUGGAAGCAACGCCGUCCUUCCUGAUGUGGGCUCCUGUACUUUCAUGGAGUACUUCUGCAGUACUCGUAAAUGCAAUGGUGCUUUUUAUAAAGCAUUUCAGAAAGACCCAAAGGCAGAUUGUGCGUAAGUGAUUUAAACGGUGGCGGUUCUUAAAGAUGUUAGUAUGCUGGAUACCAAAACAUCUGUUGCAACGCAUCUGUUGUCGUUGCAUUUUUUUCCAGGUCUAAUUCAUUUCUGUAGUUUGUUAUUUCCCUCAUUCCUCUUUACCCUCAGCCAUCCUGAUUUCUUUGGUUGGUUAUUGUCCUUUUUAAUUUUUCCUGUUUUUUCAAAUGGCUGGUUUUUUCUCUUUCUUUCAUUCUUUACUUUUUUGGAAUUGAAGACCGUUUUCCGCGUCGAAAUACGUCAAAACAUCGCAGCUCGACUUUGACCUUGAUAGUUUCUGUCUUAUCCCUACAGCGCGGUGUUCAGCAAAAUGAAAGAUUGUGUGGUCAAUGUGAUGAAGUUUUGUAGGAGAGAUCAACUGACCGAAAGCCAAAUCCAAGACAUCAUUGACGCCAUCGUGAAGAAAGAAGAAGUUUGUGACAAAGGUCGUUUGGGACUCCCCAUUAUGCCAGCAAGUAUUAAUCCUUGCUCGGCAUCAUUUAAAAAUGAUGUAACCAUAUGCGUUGGAUGCCUUCGACGAACAGUUAUCAAGGACAAGUCAGAUCCAGCUCUUUGCUCGUAAGUCAAAUGAACAUGCCUUUUAUAUCUUCGAUUGGAAGUGGACUGAAAUGAGCGGAAGGGGGGAGGGGGGGGGGGAAGUAUAACUUAAUGCUUGCUAGCUUUUGUGGCUUCGCUAUCCCUGCCUGAUACAGGGGCGAUUGAUGUUGAACCCAAAUUCACACUCACUAGGCAAAAGACAGAAUACCUUUCAAACCGGGUAAGAUACACAGCGUUUUUACACUAAUUGAAUGUAAUGUGAUCCCGUUCUUUCCCUCUUCUAAUCCCUUGAUUCCUAUCACUGGAUUUUUAUAAGUAUUGCUGCUAAUCCAGUUAAAGUUCCAAUCUGUAAUCUGUCAUGGUAAACCCCCCCCUCCCCCCUCGAAUUUCGUCAUAAUUGUCUGACAGCUCGCCUGUAUUCUUUUGUAUUCCUGAUCGGGUGGGAGAAGUGUGGGAAUUUAGUGUAUUCCUCAAUGACAACCCACAUUGACCGACCGAGGGCCGAACACUUUCCUCUCUUUAUAGAAGCCAGCGCGCUUAACAGAGUGCCAACUCUUCACUCUUUAGAGGGCUUUCACUUUUUCAAGUAAUCUUUGUAAAUUAUUUAUUUAUCAGAGAAUAUGCUGAAACAAAGAAGUGUUUAAGGGACCUGAUCGACUCUGACUGCAACCACCCAGCCGAAAGCAAGAAAGAGUUCUUGGACUUGUAUUAUAGUGUCUACAAUCCUUUCUGCGCGGACAAUCGGGACCCUGGGGCGACUAAAAAUGAUUCUUGUUAUGGCGUGCUGGAUGUUAGUGCAGCCGCUGGAACCGCCGGAACUCCUUUAGCUUUAGGUGUCUACAAUCCUUUGUGCGCAGACAAUCGGAACCCCGAGGUGACCAAAAAUGGUCAGUGCUAUGGCGUUAGUGCAGCCGUUGGAACCAAGCUCAGUGUAUUCCUAACGCUAAUGUUUGCUUUUUUUAUGUUUUUGUUCCUCUUUAAAGCUUAGACGGUUUAAACAUCUCGUUUAUCUUGAUUUACAGAACUCGGAAUUUCUAGUCUUAUGGGUUUAACUUAGAAAAGAACAAAACAAAACACACACGCACAAAAACAACAAGAACAAUGAACAUGUAACAUGAUCAAAGAAGUGCAGUUCACGUUAAAAUCAUAAUUAGCAACAGUUUAGAAAGUUGCGUUUCAGUAAAAUGUUUGCUUUCAUUUUUUGUUCUUUCAUUUUUUUCAAAUAAUAAAUGUUCAUUGAUCGAAGGGCUUCUUGCGAAACAAAUAUCAAAGAUUGUGUUUUGUGAUUGCUAUAUGGAGUCAAAUUUGGCAACUUUUGUCGAAGUCUUGUUUAAUUUGAUUUAAGAUUUUUUCUGUGAGAAUUAUACUUUUGUGUACAAGUACAC
This is a messenger RNA of Pocillopora meandrina, 10114 nucleotides long. NCBI's taxonomy places the organism in Eukaryota, Metazoa, Cnidaria, Anthozoa, Scleractinia, Pocilloporidae. The record is from the annotation of a GenBank genome assembly.